Messenger RNA from Dioscorea cayenensis subsp. rotundata (Guinea yam), 1363 nucleotides. Its product is annotated as protein ALTERED XYLOGLUCAN 4-like. Lineage: Eukaryota; Viridiplantae; Streptophyta; Magnoliopsida; Dioscoreales; Dioscoreaceae. The record is from RefSeq and is a predicted model, not a curated record. Gene Ontology annotation, cellular component: Golgi apparatus. Bases 34 to 1260 code for a protein of 408 amino acids. Gene Ontology annotation, molecular function: O-acetyltransferase activity. The transcript is spliced from 3 exons.
CAGAAAAAUGAUCAAAAUAUACAAAAUGGAUCAAUGGAUGUUGAUCAAGAAGAGCACCAUUUGCUCCUUCAUUCUACCUUCACUCAUACUCUGCACAGUCAUAGUUUUACACAAUCUAAACAAAUCAAACUCCUUCACUUCCAUCACCCCAAAACAAAGCCUCAUAAAACACAACCAGAGUGCAAUCUAUCAAGUGACCAAAGACAAUUCUCAACAUUAGGUUCCAAUGAAGAAAAGGCUUGUGAUUUAUUUGUUGGAAAAUGGAUAAGAGAUUUUAGAGAAUCCAACUAUAACAAUUGGACUUGUCCUACAUUGCCUACUCUGAAGAACUGCUUAAAACAUGGGAAGGACUCAGAUUACAUCUACUGGAGAUGGAAGCCUGAUAACUGUGAAUUUCCAAGGUUUGAUUCAUCGAUGUUUUUAAGAACUGUUCAACGAAGAAAGCUGGCUUUCAUCGGUGAUUCACUUGCCCGAAACCAGAUGGAAUCCCUUCUUUGUCUCCUAUCUCAACUAGAGACUCCUGUGAACAAACAGAGAGAUGCUGAUGAUAAAUUUCAGACAUGGUACUUCCCUUCCCAUGAUUUCACCCUCAUGGUGAUGUGGACUGAAUUCUUAGUGGUAGGAAAUGAGAGAAUAGUAAAUGGAACAGCUUCUAAUGCAUUUGACAUUCAUCUGGAUAAGGUCAAUGGAAAUUGGAGUGAUAAACUAGAAGGGAUACACUAUGCUAUAAUCUCAAGUGGGAAUUGGUUCUUCAGGACAAACUAUUUAUACAAAGGUGGUAACCUUAUAGGGUGCAUAUAUUGCAGAGAUUCAAACCUGACAGACUAUGGACCUGUUUAUGCUAUCAAGAAUGCUUUAAGCACAAGUCUUGAGUUCAUAAGUAAGAGCAAAGAGUGUGAAGAGAUGGUGACAGUGUUGAGGACUUAUACACCUUCACACUUUGAGCAUGGUUCAUGGUUUAAUGGAGGGUAUUGCAAUAGGACUCAACCUUUGAGUGAGAGUGAAGUCAUGAGUUUGAAUGGACAUGCUUGGAGAAUUAGAGAGAGUCAAGUGGAAGAGUUUGGGAAAAUAGUUCAAAGUGUGGAGAAGAAGAAGAAGUUUGUGUUGUUGGAUGUGAGUAAGGCUAUGAUGUUGAGAGCUGAUGGACAUCCAGGAUCACAUUGGCCAAGGAUUAGAGAUAUUAGUGAUUGCCUUCAUUGGUGCUUGCCAGGGCCUGUUGAUUUGUGGAAUGAGUUAUUGAUGGUGAUUCUAAAUAAAUAAUUAAUGCAGUUAGUAAUGGUUUUUAAUAUGUGUGUGUUUUCAGUUCUUUGAUUAAUUGAUGUUUGAAGACUGACAUUUGUGAUUCAAUUGUUAAGAUGGUUUG